AUGGCGUCCACUCCCUUCCUCGAGCGCGACUAUCACUCCCUCAUCGUCAUCACCUGGUGGGCCCUCGGUGAGAUGCUUCGCAUCAAGUCCCAGCCCCACCGCGGCAAGAUCGGCUACUUGUCCUUCGCCCUUUACUUCGCCGUCCUCAUCGCUGUGGUCUUCGCCUACUCUGUCCAGCAGAUCGGAUACCUCAUCGUCCUCAUCCUCCACAGUACCGGCUACAUCGCAUACACUGCCCUGCCUACCAACAUCACUGGCGGUGCCAGGGGUGGGAUGCUCGGUAAGACCAGCACCGACGAGGAGAAGAAGGGCGCGAAGGGUAACAAGGAUAACAACCCCAUCGACGAGAGCGGCAAGGUUCCGGACGGGGGGACCAUCAACGACGGGCCCGGUGGUAAGGAUAAUGAUACCUUCUACAUCGAGGACAGCCCUAUCUCCACCCCCGACCUGAUCUACUCGGACGAGGAAGACUCCCCAAGCCCGGCCCAUACCCCCCACCGCGCGUUCCCCGGCUACACUCGUGCCGCCGGCUCGAGCUACGACGCACUCUUCCCCCUUCGCACUCCCCUGUCCAUGGGUCGAGCUCUGCCCACUAAUAGAGACCAGCUCCUCGCCGACAUCCAGGCGCUGCGCGGUGACGAAGACCCCGCGCCGGCGUACGAGGACUUCGAUCCGCUGGGCGAGUACUCGUCCGGCUGCGUGUCCCUCGGGGCGCCCAUCCAGCUCGGUGGGCCCUCGUCCGGCUGUCGCGCUUUGGGUGUCGACUCCAAGGUGGAGGGUCGGAUGUGUAGAAGAGGGACCCCCGCCCGAGCCCUCGGGAGCGCCCUCGGGAGCAUCGUCUGCAGCGAGAGAUCUGGUGUUGCUCGCCGGGUUUCGUCGCCUACGCUUCGGCGGCUCAGGCUUUUCGGGAGUGGACGGAGGGGUGGCGACAUUGGGAUCGGGGAUGGAGAUAUCGUCAACGCGAAUGACAUAAAUCCCGGUGGGCUCGCGAAUAGUCCACCCACGCGUGGUGAGGAGCCCAAUCCUCAAGCACGCUAUGCAUCAAACUACAGCAUGCAAGAAAAGAGGAACCGUCUAUCUUGGGAGCUUAGAUGCUAUAGCGCUUUUCAAAGAGAGGUCGAUUUCGUGUUGGCAGGCUAA
This is a messenger RNA of Dioszegia hungarica, 1140 nucleotides long. RefSeq lists its product as uncharacterized. The record is from RefSeq and is a predicted model, not a curated record. NCBI's taxonomy places the organism in Eukaryota, Fungi, Basidiomycota, Tremellomycetes, Tremellales, Bulleribasidiaceae. Bases 1 to 1140 code for a protein of 379 amino acids. The transcript has 5 exons.